AUGGACAGUAUUAUGUGGAGUUUGGUGAUGACAUCAACAUUAUUGUUCAUUAUAAUUCUCUACACGAAAAUCAAAAGUGCGAUUCUUUCGAGUUAUUACAGCAGCCCAUUACCAUUAGGAACUCUUGGAUGGCCUUUUAUUGGAGAAACCGUUGAGUUUAUUUCUUGUGCUCUUUCUCACCGCCCGGAGAGCUUCAUGGACAAACGUCGUCGCAUGUACGGGAAGGUUUUCAAGUCGCAUAUAUUUGGAAGCGCGACUAUAAUUUCGACAGAUGCAGAAGUGAGUAGAAUUGUUCUGCAAAGUGAUGGAAAAACAUUUGUGCCAUCUUACCCAAAAUCUCUCACAGAGUUGAUGGGGAAGUCUUCUAUAUUGCUUAUUAGUGGAAGUCUACAAAGGAGAAUCCAUGGAUUAAUGGGUUCUUUCUUUAAGUCUCGAAGUUUGAAGGUUCAAAUCACCUAUGACAUGCAGAAGUAUUUGGUGGAAUCAACAGCAAAAUGGAGUGAAGAUUAUCCUGUUUACAUCCAAGAUGAAACAAAAAAUAUUGCUUUUCAAGUACUAGUGAAAGCAUUGAUUGGUUUGGAUCCGGGAUACGAAAUGAAUCUUCUAAAGAAACAAUUUCAAGAAUUUAUUGGGGGUCUCAUGUCUUUACCAAUAAAUGUGCCGGGGAGUCAACUCUAUCGAUCGUUGCAGGCAAAGAAGAAAAUGGUUAAGAUGAUUCAUAGGAUUAUCCAAGGAAAAAGGAGCAGCAAACCAGUGGUUCCAAAAGAUGUAGCAGAUGUUUUGAUCAGUGACACGAGUGAACAACUAACAGACGAUCUAAUUGCGGAAAAUAUCAUUGAUUUGAUGAUUCCUGGUGAAGAUUCAGUACCCGUCCUGAUGACUCUUGCUAUUAGAUACGUGUCUGAUUGUCCUUCUGCCCUUCAGCAAUUGACAGAGGAGAACCUGAAAUUGAAGAGACAAAAAGAAAAUUUAGGACAGACAUUGUCUUGGAGUGAUUACUUGUCACUGCCUUUUACACAAAGUGUGAUUACAGAAACUCUAAGGAUGGGAAAUGUUAUUAUUGGGGUGAUGAGAAAAGCUACAAAAGAUGUACAAAUAAAAGGGUAUUGCAUCCCUAAGGGAUGGUGUGUGUUAACAUAUUUCAGAUCAGUGCAUUUGGAUGAUGAUCUUUAUGAUUUCCCUUAUCAGUUUAAUCCAUGGAGAUGGCAAGACAAGGAGAUGAACAUUUGCAAUUUCACCCCAUUUGGAGGAGGACAAAGGCUGUGCCCUGGACUUGACCUGGCCAGGCUGGAAACCUCUAUCUUUCUUCAUCAUUUUGUUACUCAGUUCAGAUGGGUGGCUGAGGAUGAUUCAAUAAUCAAUUUCCCUACCGUACGAAUGAAGGGAAGAAUGCCAAUUUGGGUCAAAAGAAGAAGAGACUUUUAA
This is a messenger RNA of Fraxinus pennsylvanica, 1425 nucleotides long. Lineage: Eukaryota; Viridiplantae; Streptophyta; Magnoliopsida; Lamiales; Oleaceae. The record is from the annotation of a GenBank genome assembly.